AUGGAGGCGGUCAGAGUGCGCCGACGGCCGCGGCGGCAGGUUGGACUCGAGGCUCCAGCCAAGGCACAUCUGGCGCAGCAAAUUGCCAACGUCGUGACUCUCUCGUUGCAGCAGAAUGGGCGUGAAAGUGGCAGUGGGAGGCUGUCAGGUCCUCUCGCGGGGACGCAAGGCCGGUUGGCGUCGACUUUGCGGCUGGCGGAGAAGAACGUAGCCGACAUGACAGCUCGCGAAGAAGUGACGUUUUGCUGUGAGGACGAAGAGCAGAAUGUGUGUGUCAUCUGCUUGGAAGGCAAUUUGGAAGAAGAGAGGGUGGAAGCCCUGCCUUGUGGCCACGUUUUUCAUGCUGAAUGUAUCGCGCAGUGGCUACUGUACCAACGAGUGUGUCCUGUGGACCGACGGUCAGUGGAUGAAGGCGAUGUUGUCAUCCACAGGUGA
Messenger RNA from Phytophthora infestans T30-4, 435 nucleotides. RefSeq lists its product as uncharacterized. The record is from RefSeq and is a predicted model, not a curated record. The transcript is spliced from 2 exons. Bases 1 to 435 code for a protein of 144 amino acids. NCBI's taxonomy places the organism in Eukaryota, Oomycota, Peronosporomycetes, Peronosporales, Peronosporaceae.